GCGGAAGUGAGGACACAUAAAUCAUAAUAUUAUUUUUUUUCACCGCAUAUUUUCAGACAAAAUGGCACCCAAGGAUGAAGAUAUGUACGAUGCUUUGGUAGAAGAUGUGCAAAAUCUCCGUCAACUCGGAAAAACAUGGGGUUUGGACGACGCAGAAAUCGAUAGUUGCUUUGAGAGAGCUGUGAAAGGCGAGGAAAACGGAGCAAGAAAACCGGCCCAGCCUCGUAAAAAAAGAGGACGGGCAUGCCGUUGUUUCGGGGUUUCAGUUUUCUGUUUUGUUGCAUUGCUUGCUACGGGGUAUUGCUUAGUGAAUCUGCACAAACCAACGGAGCUUUUCAUGAUGCGACAGGCGCAGAAGUUCAUGUAUCCUAUAAUGAGGUCAAUUCGCCAUUAUUCUAUGCCGUUGAGAGAUGCAUUUGAUUUGUCUGGCCUUCAUGAAAUGGAAUGCAUCCUCUCCAAUCCAUUCUAUGGAAUCUUUGCUCAAGUGGACUGUUGGCCAUGUGAAAAUGUCAAAGCUGUUCGUGUAUUCAGUAACUUGACCAAUUAUACCAGAUACUACUACCAUUCUGGAAUACCUCUUGUUGUCAAGGAUUCAAACCUGAGCACAGUGACCUUUGAUGAUCUCAAGUCAGUGUAUCUUGACAAUAAGGAUCUCCUGCACUACAGCGCCAACAACAUUCAGAGCAGCAACCACUUUAUCACCAGCAUUGGUGAAUUGUUCAACCCUACAAGGACAGUUGAGGAUGUCCUGGAAACUGAUCUCCAUGUACAAUGGAAAGUUUUGAAACCUGGAGGUGUCCGACUUAUCCGAGACGUUUCUCCAAAACCUUACUUUGUUCCCAAGAAGGCAGAAGUAGCAACGGAAAUGUUUGUCCUCAUUCAUGCUCCUGCUGCAGAGGCUCAUUCCUUGCCAAUGCCUGUACAUCCAAAUGCUUGGUUGACCCAGGCCUACGGUUCACAGGAAGUCACCUUGACCCCUGUGACCCCAUGCAAGUAUAACUGCACAGAGGUCAGUGUUGUGCUCCAACCUUCAGAUGUGUUGUACUAUGCUCCGAGGUACUGGCAGGUGAAUACCUUCUCUAUUGGAGAUGAAAUAAGUAUUGCAUUCUUAGGAUCCUUCUUUUGAGACCUUUAAAGGCUUCUUGUAUUUACCCUUCUUGUCGAGUUCAAACUUCACAGGCGAAAAUAAUAAGAAAACAUGUAUUUAUUGUGUUGUGGCCAUUCAAAUCAAUGUAACCAGACUGAAACUGGAGUGGAAAAAGACAGGUUCCACUUUGGUGGAAUCUUAAUCAGUACUUAAAGUUGCAUUUGAACACUGGGAUCAUAACAAAGAUGGUGGUAACUUAAUUGGGGUAUUUGUGUAAUAUUUAUGUUUUUUGUGUGACUUGUUUGUAUAUUUUUGUAAACCUGAAAUAACUAUUUGAAAUUCAAACUGGAACUUGAAUCAUAAACAUUAUUAAUUAUCAAAGAUUGAAGUAUUUCAAAAAGUUAUCAGUGAAAUUCGUUAAAAAAGGGCUUUUAUUUUUUACAGGUUUUAUCAAGUACAAGGUCUGACCUACAGUGUAGGCUGUAAUAGAUUUUGCAGGCUCUAUACCCCAAUUUUCCAGAUUUUUCCAAAUGCAAAUUAUCAGAAAACAGACUUUCAAAAGUGGGAAGAGCAUCAUACAUGUAACCAGCAAAGUCGGACGAAUUUCUGGAUAGCUUGGUGGAUUUCAAACUGAUGAGUUUACGUGCAGGAUAAUUUUUUUUCUGAAAUCCGAAUUAGGUUUCUGCUUUGGCAGACUAAUUAUAAAUGUGUUAUGUUAAUUGAAUAAAAGUACAUGUCUAUAAAGCAAGUUCGUUUCAAGAGUCUUGUUGUCUCAUGUCGAAAGAGUUUUAGAAGAAGAUCUUGUACAAUAAUAAUUCAGUCCAGAGGCAACCAUUUUGUUAAGACACAUAUUAAGACAUUUUUAACAAAAUGAAUAGUGCCCAAAGAAUGUGAAAGUGAAACAACUAGAUGUAAUUAUCAAUACAUUUUUUGGUUUUAAUAAAUUCAUAAUGAUGAUACAUAAAAUUAAAAGUGUUCCUCACUUUAAGUUCACUACCCUUGCUCUGAUCACGACUCUUGAAUUCUUAACAAACUAAGAAACAAGUGUUAAAGGAAGAAAUUUAUAACCCUCUUUCAAAAAUUACCAAAAUGCACCCAAACCACUUUGCUAAGUAUCCUAUUGCUCUAAUUAUUGAUACUCGCAUGUCACCCAACAUUCCCAAACAAGUGUGUAAACCUAAAAAUGAUCACUUAUCAAUGAAAUAUUAUGCAAAUCGUACCACUAAAGUUAUGCAAAUCCAUAAUCAAACAACUAUCUCAAUUAUUAAAAAAUACAGGUAUUUGAUGUACGAAUUGGGCGGUUUUACACCAAUUAACGUACUUUAAGCAAAAUUUUAAACAAUAUUUUUUAGUGGUUAACUGAAAUUGAAAUUGUCAGUAAUUUUAUCGAAAAGGGGUAUGACAGAAAGACAAAUAUUAAAAUAUUUUUUAAAGACAAAUACAUUUCAUGUAUACGGCAAGUUUUCUAAAUGCGUAAAUUUCAUGUUUCCACAUAAAACUUUUAAGAUGUGGCCAUUUAUCUCUGUAAAGCAUACAUUCACAGGUCCUGGGGAAAAAAACCUCUUUAAAGUGGCCAUUUACCUACGCAAAAAGACCACUGAAAACCAAACACAUUUGUUCACACAGAAACCAAGAGAAACCUAUCUAUUGCAGCCAUAAACCUGCGUAAAAUGACCACUGAAAAACAUAAGUGAAUUGACGAUGAUUUAAAUAAGUUUUCGCCCAAACCUGGGAAAGCCCAGGGCCUUAACCUUCAUCUUUAAGAAAAAGAAAAAAAAA
This is a messenger RNA of Asterias rubens (European starfish), 2866 nucleotides long. RefSeq lists its product as uncharacterized. The coding region runs from base 62 to 1126 and encodes 354 amino acids. The transcript is spliced from 6 exons. Lineage: Eukaryota; Metazoa; Echinodermata; Asteroidea; Forcipulatida; Asteriidae. The record is from RefSeq and is a predicted model, not a curated record.